AAUGUAGGAUUGGUUUGUUUAUAUUAAUUCUGGUCCAGUUAUUAAUUUACUGCUAUUACCAAUUCACAUAAGCCGAUAUUCAGAAAUAAAAAUUAAAACAAUAUAUUUUUAAAUAAAGAAUGUAAAUGGCCAAUAUGGAGGCAAGUCCUGAAGAUGUGCAAGAUAACACGAAAGACCGAAAAUCUUUCGGCAGAAAACUUUUAGUUUUUACACUUAUAAGUGGCCUCGCAUUUUCUCUGGGUUAUAUUCACUACAAAUAUGUGUCGCAUCUCUUUGAAAACGAUAGAAAUUUUCUCUAUUUAUCCGAUCUGGAACGAGAGAUGUCUUUUCGAACAGAAAUGGGCUUCUAUUACUCAUAUUACAAAAUUGUAGUUGAAGAGAGACCGUUCCUUGCUGGAAUGUAUAAAAUUAUAUUCGACAGAUUAGUUGAAUAUCCGAAGGAUGUCAACGCUAUCAAUAGAUUUAAUAUUAUACCUGAGGUCGUAAUAGGAGCUAUGUAUAGGUAUUUUGAGCCCUGGCUGAACUCUACCCAGUAUAAGGAAUGUCACAUGGUUGAGAGGGGCCCAGGUCAUAGUCCCGUGGAAAGUUGUAUUGGUAUAGGGCAACCGGUUUUCUUCUACUUGGAAGUGAUUUGGUGGCUUUCUGGUCUCACUGUAGCUGCAUUGUUCCUACAUGCUACUAUGCUGAGUCAAAGUGUCAUGGGUGGUUUACUAGCGGUGGUUCAAUACUUCACGAACCACGCUGAGUGUACUCGUGUACAGUGGGCGCCGAAUGAGAGGGAAAAUCUGGCUGUGCCACUACUGCUCCUUCAGGCUUGGCUCUUGACCCUCAGGCUCAGAGAGACGAGUAGAAACCGGAUAUUAAAACUGGAGAUAGUAACGCUCUUCGUCAACAUACUAUGCCUGCUGUUCUGGCAGUUCACGCAGUACAUAUUCCUGACACAGCUGGCUAUAUUCUUUGUGAUGGAGCAGCUGAAAAUUAUCGAUUUGAAAACGUUCUCCCUAAUCCUCUAUUCUCACUUCUGCAGCCUGCAUACGGCGGUGCUCCUCCUCCAAGGGAAUGAUAUGCUAAAAUGCUCUUUAUAUACAACAUUCCUGAUCACUAUCUCGAUAUACUGUCUCUUCUUGAGCUAUUUACGCAUUAAGGUUCAAAGUCGCUUGGACUUGUUCGUUGAAACGUGGCUCGUUAUCCUGAGGAUAUCGCUCGUCGUGUACCUCUCGUGGUAUCUCAAGAAGUUGUUCAGCGAAUACCUGGAGGUCGAGGAGGAUUCCCACGUGUGGGACAUACUCUAUUCGAAGUUCACAGAUUAUAAAACAUUCCACACUUUAAUAUACACAUGUUCGGAAGUUUUCGAUUUCCUUAAAAUAAGUUCUGUCGUAAAUAUGAUGAGGAGCCUGUUGAUCCCAUUCGUUCUGGUGAGCUGUGUGAACGUCACGCACUACUGGCAAUACGCCGCGAGGGAGAAAUGCAAGAAAGAGACGGAGGACGCAUUCGAAAGGGACAAGAAACAUGGCGACAAGAAUGACGACGAAGACAGCGGCAUUGAGAACAAUACGGAAAUUGUGCCGAAAAAUGAGGGGAAGCCGACGGAACACCCGUUAGUGCUGUAUUUGAAGAAUUUGCAAGUCGAAUCCGCCAUAUUCUAUAAUAUAUCCCAAAUGAUGGUGUACGGCGUUAUGGCGGUGCUCGUGAUGCGUUUGAAGUUAUUGUUCUCGACGCACAUGUGCCUGGUGUCUUCAUUGAUAUUUAAUAAAAAGUAUUACAUGAUACCAAAAUCUUUCGUUAAGUACAUACCGAUUAUGUGGGCGAUCGUUAUUUUGCCAGUUUUGACGGAACUAUCCAAGAAUAUAACUAAGGAGAUGUCACAUAUUGGAGAGUUUAAUGACUACCCACAGGAGGAGUUGUUACUCUGGAUAUCGAAAGAGGCCGGCACUGGCGCGUUCGCGGGUUCGAUGCCGAUUUCAGCCACUGUGAUGUUGUCGACCAGGCGACCUAUAGUCACUCACCCGCAUUACGAACAUUUGGAAGCUAGACAGCGAGCGUAUUCAGUGUACAAAGUGUACGGAAAGUUCUCGCUGAAUGAUUUAUAUCAAGAACUCAACAAGUAUCGAGCGACGUAUCUCAUUGUUGAAACAAAAUACUGCUACGGGAGGAGCAGGAAACGCUGUUCGUUUGAAGACAUAUGGGAUGUUGAAGCGCCGGCCUUGAAAUCGAACCCCAAGCUCUGCCACACUCUGCUCACUGAGUCGGUGGAUCAUUUCUACCCGGUGUUUAAGAACGAACACUACGCCGUUUUCAGGAUACACGAUUUCAGUGUUCGGUACAUGCCUCGUACAUUCGACACUUGACACCCGGAUGGAUGUCAAGUUAUGUAUAUCGAGAAUGAAGACUAUUACAAUGAAACAAAAUGAAUUCUAAAAAGAUUUCGGCCCCCUUUUUUAGAAUUUUCGGGGGCCUAUUUUUUCACUUCUUCCAUUAAGCAUUUUAAAUAACUAAAUAUUUUAAAGACAUAUUUUAAAUAGAUUUCGAUACCCUCGGCCCCCGGGGGCCUCACAAAACGGAGAUUGUUAUCUCGGAGGUUGUUUAAAUUUAUCCUUAAUUAAUUUGUUAGGGAUAAUAUGAUUCGAAUGAUUGUAGUGUUUUGGAAGGCCCCCAUUAGUAUAUCGGGUGUAACAGAAAAAAAAACUUUAAUGUUAGAUUCAUUAAAAACUAUUUUCGUAAUAUAAUAUAAAGUUAUAUAUUUCUAAUACAAUAUCUAAUGCGUGUUAUGUAUUUAUGUAAGUUCCUUAGUCGGAUAUUUGAACUAUGAAACAUUGAAAACACAAUCAAAAUCGCUUUUAUAAAUACUUCAAUAUCUAAGAUGUAUGUUAGUAAAAAUAUUCUAUUUUGCUUAUUCGAGUAAAUUAUAAAAUUAGUAACAUUGUAAUGUAUUAUUGUUGUGUACAGCGCUGGCCCGGGGGGGGGGGGAGAGCGGUAGGAGUGGUAGCCAGAGGCGCCAGGUGGUAAGGGGCGCCAAAAAGCCAAUGAAAACAAUUUCCAUUGCAAAAUAAAAUCCGUAGUGUGACGCUGAUAAUUCCCUAGAUUGCCUCUAUUUCAUAGAUCUACAAACCUUUUUAAAAACUAAAUCUGAUUGCUUAAAUCGGCUAGGCUAGCGUCGAAUCUAUUCCUAGUGUUUGUAAUGAAAGUUGAUAAUUAUUGUUUAUAUAACAUUUACUAAAAUGCUAUUCACGUGAAGUGAAAGCGCCGACCAGAGGGCGCUGAAAGACGAUCUCACUCCACCCUGAUCAAGGGCCAGGGCAGGCACUGGUUGUGUAUGGUUGUUCUGCAAUUUCAACCCCCAUAGGUAGUAGCGUUAUAUUAUAAAUGUCGCAGAUGAAAAGUCGCUCGAAUGAAAACGGCGAUAACCAAAAAAAUUAUCCCGCAAAGGUUUAUUUAUUUAUUUUGAAUAUAUGUAUAAUAUAUAAUAACAAUUCGCCCUCCAAUUCGAUAGCACAUUUAUUUAUUAUUUG
Messenger RNA from Nymphalis io (European peacock), 3509 nucleotides. RefSeq names its product probable C-mannosyltransferase DPY19L1. Gene Ontology annotation, cellular component: nuclear inner membrane. The transcript is spliced from 10 exons. Bases 126 to 2348 code for a protein of 740 amino acids. Gene Ontology annotation, molecular function: mannosyltransferase activity. NCBI's taxonomy places the organism in Eukaryota, Metazoa, Arthropoda, Insecta, Lepidoptera, Nymphalidae. The record is from RefSeq and is a predicted model, not a curated record.